Molecule: messenger RNA, 1996 nt
Organism: Manacus vitellinus (golden-collared manakin)
Lineage: Eukaryota; Metazoa; Chordata; Aves; Passeriformes; Pipridae
Gene: IQCK
Product: IQ motif containing K
Exons: 8
Coding region: 91-681 (196 amino acids)
Molecular function (GO): protein binding
Source: RefSeq, a predicted model, not a curated record
UAUGAAGCAGAACAUCCUCAAUUUCCAGAUGUUCCUGAAUCAAAACAAGAAUCUGUGUCUUUGGAAGCAGGAAUAUUGCAGCCAUUAGACAUGGAACAAUUUAAUUCUGCCCCUGCAGCUGAUACUGUUGACCAACAGCUGCUUCCCAUAGUCGAGGAAGCCCCCUCUCCAGAACCACCUGACCCAAAAACAUGUUCUCCACGAGAAUACUUAGAGUUCUACAUAUUUCCAGUACUCUUACCUGGACUGACUGAACUUCUGCAUGAAGCAGAGAAAGAAAAAUGUUUUGAGGGAAGAAGAACCAAAUUUAUUGCCUCUGAUUUCCUAACUGAGUGGUUAUACAACAUGAACCCAAAGAGGAAAGAUGAACCAUUCACAGAAUUCUUUAGCAUUCCUUUUGUUAAGGACUGGCUUAAGGACCAUCCUAGGCCACCAAUUCCUCUAUCUCUGCUUCUAUCAGAAGAAGAAGCAAGCAUAAUAAUUCAGUCCUUCUGGAGAGGUUAUCGGGUCCGGUGUGACAGUGAAAUACAAGAGCUACGUCAGUGGCAAAAGAAGUGGAGAGAGGAGAAACACAUUAAUAAAGUAGUGAAACAAUUCUGGACUAAGCAGGAAACCAAAGUGGGAAGCACCUUGGAAGACUUGGAAGAACACACCCCAGAUUAUUCAAUAUGUCAACUUUAGUUUCCUCACUAAUAUUGCAAAACACAAAGCUCAUGGACUAUAAACUAUUUGAUACUGAUUUAGAAACUCUUUCAGCAUUGUAGUUUUACUUUUACAUGUGAGGUAUUGUAAAUCAAAGGGAGAUUAUAUAAGGAUCUAGCAUGCCAAGACAAAAUUCAGUCCUAGUCUAAGUGAACACAAUUCCGUUAAAACAGAUGGUAUUGUGCACAUUUAGCCAAAAAUGUUCAGUCUGUGUUUAUCUUGUUUUCCUGAAUGCUCACUUAGGCAAGUGUUAAAGCUAAGGCAAAAAUCUUCAUUUGGCAUAAACUGGACUUCACUGACUCGUGCAGAGCUGUGACAGUUCACACAAAUCCAGGCCCUGUUCAGAACAAUUUGCUGAAGCACUGUGCCCCUGCAAUUCCAAUGGAAGGCAAUGAGAGCUGGGCUUGCUCUGCAUUUCUGCAGGGGAAAAACAUUCAAAGGCCCUUUUGUUACCACUUAGCACAUGUGCUGAGAAAGGGUAGAAUUAAGAUCCCAGUGGUGGCAUUUUCACAAAUCUUAUGUAUGGUACUUACCUGUGUUAGGUCCAGUAAAACUCAGAUUGGGCCCUCUGCUAAGGAGCCUUCAUUUUUUUAACUUAGUCCUGUUGAGCAUAGUCUUAUUUAAGCCUUUAUAAUUUCACAAUUAGAGAAGAUAUUUGCAGUUCUGCUACUAAUUCCAUAUAAGUCAAAGAUCUAGUUGUUUCAAACAAAGACAUGAUAAAACACGGAUAAGAGCACUUGCUGUGGCUCCACAUGGAUUUCUUCCAUCACUUACACAGACUUUGUCUUCACUGUUAUACCAGUACCCACCCCUCGAUUUUUUUCCUGGGUGGUGAUAGUUGUUGCACCAGAUCUGGAAAAUCAAACCAUUUGAAGAAAAAGCCUUCUUCAACCCCAGCUGUAUGAUCCUAUCCCUUCCUUUUCCCAAGCAUGAGCAAUUGAGCCAGGACAGGAAACUGCUGAGCCAACUGGAAAAAAAAAAAUCACUAGUCUGUUAAGAGUUUGGCUGCUCAUCUCUUUGACUGGCUCACUGUGGGUUUGAUAGGUGCCAGAGCUAAGGGUAAGCAUGGGAAUGUGGCCAAAGGUGGAGGAAUGUGGCCUCUAGAAGCCUGUUUCCUUCAGUUUAACUUAGCUUACACUUACAGUGCUGUCUGUAACACCGUUAGUUCACUGUAAUGGAAAAAACUUCAGGUGGAUUUUAACAGCAAGGUAACACAAACAUUGUAAGUAAAUAGUAAAGCCUUUAUUCUCGUUAAGAACAGCAUUUUGAAAAUAAAACAUUUGCCCAUGCUUUA